This is a messenger RNA of Angiostrongylus costaricensis, 276 nucleotides long. The record is from the annotation of a GenBank genome assembly. NCBI's taxonomy places the organism in Eukaryota, Metazoa, Nematoda, Chromadorea, Rhabditida, Metastrongylidae.
AUGCGAAGCAUACUAUUCCUCUUCAUCACUCUUAUUCCUCUCAAUAUUGCACUGGACUGCAGAAAAUUCUCAUUCGCACCUGCAUGUCGUGGUAUCAUACUGAAGCGAUCGAAAGCAACUGAACAGGAAAUAUCAUCCGUAGAAACAGAUCAGAUGGUACAAAGUCUGUCGUGGUUGCUUCGACAAGCUGAGAAAGAAGGAGCAAAGGACUGUGUCCCGAUAUCAUGGAUACAACAUAAAUUGACGUUUUCAUCUUGGUUACCGAAAAUGGAGUAG